Cavia porcellus (domestic guinea pig) is the source of this 3420-nucleotide messenger RNA. It is a transcript of the gene Enam, whose product is annotated as enamelin. The transcript is spliced from 8 exons. The record is from RefSeq and is a predicted model, not a curated record. Bases 1 to 3420 code for a protein of 1139 amino acids. Gene Ontology annotation, molecular function: structural constituent of tooth enamel. Gene Ontology annotation, cellular component: extracellular matrix. Gene Ontology annotation, biological process: positive regulation of enamel mineralization; ameloblast differentiation; amelogenesis. NCBI's taxonomy places the organism in Eukaryota, Metazoa, Chordata, Mammalia, Rodentia, Caviidae.
AUGCGACUGCUUCACUGCAGAAAGGGGGCCUCUUUUCCUAAACUGUAUAACUUGGUACCAAAUGGAAAAAUGAAGAUGCUCUUGGUAUUCCUAGGUCUGCUUGGUAAUUCUGCUGCCAUGCCAAUGUACAUGCCCCGAAUGCCUGGAUUUAGCAGCAAAAGUGAGGAGAUGAUGCGCUAUGGCCAGUUCAACUAUAUGCAUCCCCCACCUAUGGCACCUAUGGGCCCUAUGGGCCCUUACGGAAAUGGUUACCAAAUUCCUCCGCCUUACCCACAGUACCCAAUGCCCCCCAUGUGGCCCCAUCCACUACCCAGUGGGUGGCAGAACCCCCCAGUACCCCAACACCAGACCAAGACGGAUCAAAACCAGGAGACUCAGAAGCCCAACCAGACUCAGCCCCAGAAACCACCAGAAAAGCAGCCUUCCAAUCAGCCACCAGAAAACCCGCCCAAGGACAAGGCAGAUGCCCAGCCGCCACAGCCAUUCCCACCAUUCAACAAUGGAUUAUUCCCCUUUCAACAACCACCAUGGCCAAUUCCACAGAGGAUGCCGCCCCCAGGUUAUGGACGCCCACCACUCAGCAAUGAAGACGGAGGGAAUCCUUAUUUCGGAUUUUUUGGAUAUCCUGGCUUUGGAGGUCGUCCCUAUUAUUCAGAAGAGAUGUUUGAAGAUUAUGAAAAACCUAAGGAAGAAGAUCCUCCUAAGCCAGAGGAUCCACCAUCAGAACCUUCAGCUAAUUCUACAGUUCCUGAGACUAAUUCUACCCAACUAACAAAUCAAGGCAAAAAUGACACCGGUCCAACACUAAACAGUAUUCCUGGGCUGAAUACUGGCAACAACCCUACAGUUCAAAAUGGGAUCUUCCCACUCCCUACAGUUAAUUUUUCAGGCCAAGUAAUACCCGGAAGUCAAAUUCCAUGGAAACCAAAUCAGCCCAAUAUUUAUGGAAGUUAUCCAAAACCUAACAUCAGAAAUUCUCCUUCAGGAAGACAAUCAAAUCCCACACAUACUGCCACUGGGCAGAGACCACCUGGACCUUCUUACCGGAACCAACCAGGUCAAUGGGAUGCUCAGGGGAACUCCUUCGCUUGGGAAGGCAAACAAGCAGCUGGGCCCAAAAAUCCAACUUAUCACAAAGCUUACACUCCCACUUCCAGAACCAAUUACCCCAGUUAUGCAGGAAACCCAGCAAAUUUCAGAAGAAAGCUUCAAGGGCCAAACAAACCUUUUGUGGGGACCAAUGUUACCCCAAUGAGUCCCAAACAAGGUACUAUUGGCCGCAAUGAAAAGAUCCAAAAUCCAAAGGAAAAGUCCCUAGGUCAAAAAGAAAGCACAAUUAAUCCUACAAAGGGUAUGUCAGGCUCCUGGAGAAAUUCACAAUAUCCUGGAGUUAAUAAACCAAAUUAUGGGUGGCCUCAUCCAGAGGAUAACAUGCUAGGCCCAAAUUUUAAUUCUGUUAAUCAAUAUGAAAAUUCCUAUUACCCAAGAGGAGAAGUCAUAAAAGUGCCAAGUUCCAAUGCAAAAACCCAAAGUCAGAACUUUCCCAAAAGGGUUGCUUUAGAGCCAAAAAGAAUUCCAUAUGAAUCACAAACUAUGCAGCCUGAAUUAAAGCACAGUACACACCAGCCCAUCUAUCCUGAGGUAAUCCCUUCUCCCAAAAGAGAACAUUUUCCUGCUGGAAGAAAUACUUGGAGUCACCACGAAAUCCCUCCACCCUUUAAAGAAGAUCCUGGAAAGCAGGACAAACAUUUACCUCAUGUUUCCCCGGGCUCUCAAGAUAGUGUUUUCUACCAUAAAUAUAACUCCUUUUACACCAGGGAAAAUUCACCAUACACUGGGAGCAACACAUGGGAGAAGAGAGCUGAUUCUCCCAAAACACAAGCAAAAACUCCACAGUAUCCUCUGAAGAAUACAGAUCAGAAAGAGACCAUCCAGUAUAAUGAAAAGGACCCAUCUGAUCCAACCAGACACGGGCCCUUUCCAGGACUAAGUAGGUGGGGUGAGGAAGUGUUGAGCUUUAAUGAAAGGCCCAUGGGAAGGCACAAUGAUGGUGAGCAGUAUGCCUCAAAUCAACCAAAGGAAUACCUUCCCUAUCCCUUAGAUAACCCAUCUAAGCCCAGAGAAGAGUCUCCUUACACUGACUUUUAUCCUUGGAGCCUUGAUGAGACUUUCCCAUCCUACAGCCCAGGUCCCACAGUGUCUCCGCCAGGGAAGAACAGAGGUCAUCAGGUUAAUAACGCCAUGCGACAAGAAGGAAGUGCUCUCUUUCCUUCACCAAACUCCUGGGAUCAGGGGAUUCAAGUGCAGGGGCAGCAGGAAAGCGAGCCACAGUUUCACAGAAACUACUGGGAUCAGGCAACAAAUUUACAUGAAGUCGGUCCACCAAACCAGAGAAAGAACUAUCCCUAUCCCAGUCAGCCCCACGUUGGGCUCCAGAAAACCCCAACCUGGCAGGAAGGCAAGAAUCUGAAUUAUGAUAUGCAAAUGACCAGGUUGUAUUCACCAGAGAGAUCGCAUUUGGCUUUCCCUGAUGUAAUGCCUCAGAGCUAUCCCUUAGGUCAAACAAAAUCACAUUUAUUUCACCCAAACCCAAGCAGCUCCUGCUGUGUUGGGGGUGCUGCAGGGCCCCAUAAGAAUCCCUUGGCCCUGCAAGACUACACCCCAUCCUAUGGCCUGGCGCCAGGAGAGAAUCACAACACCAAUCCCACCUACACAGAAAGUAGUCACACCACGCACACACGACCGAAUGUUUCCCCAACCAGCAUCCUGCCUGGCCAGAGGAAUAGCUCAGAGAAGAAACUUCCUGGGGAAAGCACAAAGCCAAGCACUUUGAGAGACAAUGUGUCCUCUCUGAAGAAUGCUCCAUGCUCUGCAAAGACCCAGCAGGGCACAGGGGGAGUCAGAUCCUUUCCCAAAGCCAGUGCCCCUCAGUCAAACACACUUUGUCUCAGUAAUGAUCUUGGAGGAGAUGGGAACAGCGUUCUGGAACAAAUUUUUGAAGGCAACCAUCUCAGCGAAAGAACUGUCAACCUUACUCCUGAGCAGCUUUUUAUUGGAACACUUGAUGAAGGCCUCAAGCCCCCAGGUAUCCAAAAGGAAAUGCAAGGAGAGGAGGAUGACAGGCCGCAACAGAGGCCACCUAGCAUCCUGCAGGUACCAUGCUUUGGCUCCCAACUAACACAGCUUCACUCCUCUAGCACUGGAACUCCAUCUAGCAGUAGAAGACCAGGCCCAUCUGGUGGGGAUCUAACUAAGCCUACUGAAAAUCCUAACACAUUUGUUGGGUUCGCUACUGGGGAGCCAUUUAGAAGUAUAAAUGCUGACCAGCUCAGUGUAGCAGGACACACUCCAUUUGAAUCUUUUCAAAGAGGGACUGAUCCUCAGGACCAGAUACAAGACUGCUUACUAAUUCAGGUCUAG